Thrips palmi is the source of this 4440-nucleotide messenger RNA. RefSeq lists its product as uncharacterized. NCBI's taxonomy places the organism in Eukaryota, Metazoa, Arthropoda, Insecta, Thysanoptera, Thripidae. Gene Ontology annotation, biological process: protein dephosphorylation. The record is from RefSeq and is a predicted model, not a curated record. The transcript is spliced from 25 exons. Gene Ontology annotation, molecular function: protein binding; protein tyrosine phosphatase activity. The coding region runs from base 202 to 4233 and encodes 1343 amino acids.
CACUCUCAUGACCUUCUCCGGACGUGUGCGAGAGUGACGAAACGCUUCUUGGAAUCAUUUCUCCUGUAGCAAGGGUAGCUUCACCGCGUCAAUUCAUUCUCCGUGCCGUUUGCGUCCAGGAACGGUCGUGCGUUGUCUACGCCCAAGGUCAAGAUCAAGCAUCUGUGAUGUUUCGUCGGGAAAUGACAUAGCCCCCUCACCAUGCUUCUCAGUGGCAAAUGCGCAUUCUGUCAGUGGCUCAUAGUUUUCUGCAGCAUCUUCGCUCAAGGGCAAGGACAAGGACGUAACGAAAUAGUUGCUGAGGCCACAAACGUUUCCUGGUCUAGUCUCACCUUACUCUGGCAGUCAGACCUCCAGGAUCCCUUCUUCGCGGUCGAUGUGGAUCGCUUCAAUGGCAACCAGUUUUCACCGGCUCAUGGCUACGAGGUCCAGCCAAUGUAUUACGACAAGGGCACUGGUAAAACGGUUCAAAUUUUUGACAAACUGGAUCCUUGUAUUCUGUAUAUAUUGACAGUGAAAGCUACUGACACGUAUGGGGGACUCAUAGGCUACAGUAACCCCGUGAGGAUAUUCACGUUUGAUAAUCAUGACACGAGGGCUGCCCCGAAGAACGUGACGGCCAUUGCCUUGAGCAACUCCAGCCUCAAAGUGGACUGGGCAACGCCUGAACUGUUCGAGGGCCCCAACCGUUUCCCGCCAGAGAGAUGCAUAACCUUGUUCUGCGUGUCUUUAUACGAGGCUGGCCCCAACGUGACGCCACCGCCCGAAGAAUGGAAGGCCUUCGUCUGGGACCCGAUGUUGAGGACCAUCACCAUGACGGACCUCACGCCGUGCACAACGUACAAUGUCAAGGUUGCUGUCAUGCAUGACUCGCUCACGACGGUCGCCAUAGAGGCCGCCAUGGACCAACCGGAGGAUGUGUUUGUCAGGACGAAGGUGGGAACCCCCGAAGCAGUCUCUAACGUUAGAGUGCAUGCAAGCUCGACCACGGAAGUGUGCGUGACCUGGACGCCCCCUCACGGCGGAGAAUGCGUCUCGCAGUACCAAGUGAUGCUAGAAAUGCUUGGCGAGUGCCAGGAUGAUGACGUCACUACACCGCGCACAUCGUCAACCCGAGCCUCUGACACCACAAACCCCGACGGAGUGGAAGUUUGUGCACCGAAGCCGCCCCCUACGAGGCCCACGACAGUCCCUACGACCACAAUGACACUGGAAUCAACGUCACAGAAUCCUGCGGUCGGGAGGGAAGAUUACGAAUCAACAGAAAGCGUUGACUUUCAAAUGUCACCUAACAGACCGUUCCUUGACUGUGUGCCAAUGUGUUUGCCCUGUGAGGAGUGGCGCCCACCCUUGCAGUAUGAGUAUCUGCCCUCAACUGUUACAAGCCUCGCGGAAUUUUGCCCCGUUUCAACGGGAAACGUGCCACAGAGUCAGGGUGCUCCACUAUCGAGUUUUGGCAAAGAUUCCGCUGAACCCAGCUGCGCAAACCCGGAUGGGGACAAAGAGUAUUUCAACGCGACCAGCGGUUCGACAAAGUUGUGCUUCAAGGUGGACCAGAGCAGCGCUUGGUACAAGUUCCACGUGUGGGCACGAACAGGAGACCUGUGCGGGGCUCCAACCACGGGCUGGACUGCAGUAUUGCCAUCUCCAGGGGACGGUGACGUGCUACGAAUACGAGGCACCCAGGUUGAAAUUAAAUGGGACACAGGAAACAUCGUGGCCGGUUGUCGCAGUUCCAUAAGGCUCAUGGUUUUCUGCGAAGAUACGGAAGAUCCAGCAGCGCAUACUAUUGACAUUUUGUCCAUCGUUCUACCUCAUCACACUGAUGUCACUAGUCAACUCAGUGGCCUUCAGACUAACACUACUUACGCGUGCUCAGCGAAAUAUGUGAUGCGCGAAGACGAGUCCAACUGUGCCAAGUACAUCACUUUUACGACCUCAACGUCAGAUAGCAACGCACCAGUGCAUCCUACACUGAAAGAUGAAGAUUCUGUAGCUUGGGGCGAUGACUUUUCUGAUUUGAAUGCCGCGUACUUGGUAGAAGCUAUCCCAAUCAACAAGACAAAGUCAACGAACCUGAAGUACGUGAACCAUCCGUUCUACCCUAUUUUGCCGGGGCAGUGUCCCAACAUCCCAGUGUACCAGCUCUACGCCCCUCCUGGAUGCACGUGUUGUGCGGGGCUGCGUGAGUUGCUUCCCGGUGGAAACAUGUGGACUGUUCGAGUGCGGACGGUGGGUGGGAAUGCCAGCGAACCAAUAUCCUUCUCAACGCCCGAAAAAGUUCCUGGUCCACCAGCUUUGUUCGACGUGACCCCAUUCAACUUCCUUUGCAACCAAUCGAUUUUGUCGCAGUUGAUUAUGACUAUAGCCCCGCCAUGUGAAAGCAACGGACUGAUCACCGAAUACAGAAUCCAGAACACCCUUGUGGAUCAGUACGAACAGAAAAUCAGCGCGCAUACCAUGUCUCAGUACUUUUGUGAAUCGUCGAGCCGUUAUCAGGUUCCACUGCUGGAUGUGAUCCCGCCGUUAGAUUGGUGCACUCUCCUUGGCAAAAGGCUUAGGACUUCUAUUCAAGUGAAAAAUUCGCAGGGUUCAUAUUCAGCGCCUAUUUACGCAGACUAUACCUUGCCUACCCUAGGUUUGGCGAAAGGCCCUCCAAACAUCACAGCUGUCCCUUUGUCUUACGGUGCCGCUGUUGUCCGAUUCCCGAAGUCUUUGUUCAUUGGAUACCCAGAUUUUUAUGCCAUAAUCGUGACAGAGUCAGACUCAUCCCAAAAGGAAAUAAAGAGGAAAACCUGUGAGAGUACGCCAUGGACCACGACGACGUACGUCGAAGCGAAUCGAUCCGAUCCUAUGCCGGCGUUCCGAGUCACUGAAACUGAGUGGAAUCCAUUUCGUCACGCCGAAACGGAUCAUGUCAAAUAUGAGAUCGGAGGCUUUGAAAAUGUUUGCAAAGAAAACGAUACGACGUAUUGCAACGGGCCUCUCCGCAUUGGGAAGACAUACGCCAUCCGAGUGGAGGCGCGGAUCGGGGCAGUGCCCGUGUAUGUCGUGUCGCCUCCGGUCUACGUCUCGAUAGAUGCUGACACACACGAAGUGCAGAUGGUCCUCAGCUACGUGGGUCUUUUCGCCUUGGCUGCUUUAACGGUGAUCGUGCUCGUCAGAUACUUUUCUAAAUCUCGCUUUUGGCGGCGCGGUGAAGGCGUUGGCCUCGGGGAGUGCAUGGCAGAGCGAAAACGGUACGGAGUGCCCCCGCCGUACUCCCAGUACCAGUUCCGCUACCUGGCUGAGGUGACCCCCUGCGCGUUGGUCGCGCCUCAGAUGCAGAGGGAGUUCGAGGCCCUCUCCGCCAUCAGCAGCCAAGCUGCCGCCAGCACCACCUGCCGGGUGGGCAAACUGCCUCAGAACGCCUACAAGAACCGCUACAGCAACAUCGUUCCAUUUGACAGAAAUCGAGUAAAGCUGCAGCACUGUGCGGACGAUGACGACGUUGCCAACUACAUCAACGCUUCGCUCAUUGCCGGCUUCACCGGGGAACCGGAGUACAUUGCUACGCAGGGCCCCAAGGAAGGCACAGCCAGGGACUUUUGGUUCAUGGUGUACGAGCAAAAAGUCCGCCUCAUCAUUAUGCUGACGAAACUCAUGGAGGACGGAAAGGCCAAGUGUCAUCAGUAUUACCCCGACGAGGGUGACCGAUUUACGUGGGGCGAUCUUUCAGUGGCGUGUUCCGUGGAGAACGACUUGCAAGCAUACACGUUGCGGACUAUCGUCUUGGUGAAGGGCUUGGACACCCGGGUCGUCCACCACCUUCUAUUCCACGCCUGGCCCGAUUUCGGCUGCCCCGAAUCGUCGGCUCACGUCCUGCAUGUCUGCAUGACAGUUCGUCGCCACGCAGCCAUCUUCCCCGGCUUGAUGUUGGUGCACUGCAGUGCUGGUGUAGGCAGAACUGGAACCUUGAUCGCCCUGGACAUACUCUUACAAGUCAUUAAGGCGAAGAGAAAGAUCGAUGUGUUUGGAGUGGCCUUAAGACUCAGAGCUCAAAGACCGUUCAUGGUUCAAAACCAGGCCCAGUACCAGUUCAUCUACAAAUGCCUGCGAGAGUCAAUGCACGAUCCGACGUUGUACUCGUACAAAGCUCCGUUUCCAUUCGCCCGGAAAAUGGUGACGCAGGCAGCAGUUGUCCAUGCGGUGGGGUUCGAAGCGUUCAAGAAAAUAAUUCACUUCCACAAGUAGUUUAGUGGCCUUGAUCCUUUUCACAGGGACAUGAUGCACUUUGUUAACCAUGUAAUCAAAUAAACAUCCUGUUCCUGAUUGUGUUGAGACUUCCGGGACGUCCUGGGUGAAAUCUAAUUCUGUGUGUUGAAAGCAAAACCGAUUGACACAUUUAUGAACAGUCAUUCUGAACCCUAUGAGUGUGUGUUUGUGUGCUGUAUGUACUGU